Messenger RNA from Acomys russatus (golden spiny mouse), 634 nucleotides. It is a transcript of the gene Znhit3, whose product is annotated as zinc finger HIT-type containing 3. Gene Ontology annotation, molecular function: protein binding. The coding region runs from base 71 to 520 and encodes 149 amino acids. NCBI's taxonomy places the organism in Eukaryota, Metazoa, Chordata, Mammalia, Rodentia, Muridae. The record is from RefSeq and is a predicted model, not a curated record. Gene Ontology annotation, cellular component: pre-snoRNP complex; nucleus. Gene Ontology annotation, biological process: snoRNA localization; maturation of LSU-rRNA from tricistronic rRNA transcript (SSU-rRNA, 5.8S rRNA, LSU-rRNA); box C/D snoRNP assembly. The transcript is spliced from 5 exons.
GCUGUUGAUUGGUCCUUGUUUAGGUAAAAGGGCGAGCGCGGAGCUGCGGCGAGCGGUCUUCUGGGAAAUCAUGGCGUCCCUCAAUAGUAGGACGGCGGUCUGCGUGAUCUGUUUGGAGAAGCCGAAAUACCGCUGCCCCACUUGCCGCGUGCCCUACUGUUCCGUCACCUGUUUCAAGAAGCACAAAGAGGAGUGUAACCCUGUUAAGAAGAAAGGAACAGUGGCCCCUGUAAAUCCAAGGUCUGAGGAAAACAAAGAUGAUGACGCCUCUGUAGCUGAUUUCCUCAACAGUGAUGAGGAAGAAGACAGAGUGUCUCUGCAGAAUUUAAAGAAUUUAGGUGAAUCUGCAACUUUAAGAAGCUUACUGCUCAACCCCCACCUGAGGCAGCUGAUGGUUAACCUCGAUCAGGGUGACAACAAAGCAAAACUGAUGAGAGCCUGCAUGCAGGAGCCCUUGUUUGUGGAGUUUGCUGACUGCUGCUUAAGAAUCGUGGAACCAUGCCAGAGGAGGGACUCUUAAGACUGGACGACUCCUUGCUCAAGCUGCCCACCGCUCCUCCUAGGAGGAGGUUGUUUCCAAGGCCCCUGUAGGACGUGUGGGUGCUCACCCACCACACCGCUUGCUUCAGAUGAG